Hansenula ciferrii is the source of this 2955-nucleotide messenger RNA. RefSeq names its product exosome catalytic subunit DIS3 (gene DIS3). Gene Ontology annotation, biological process: rRNA catabolic process. Bases 1 to 2955 code for a protein of 984 amino acids. The transcript has a single exon. Gene Ontology annotation, molecular function: endonuclease activity; 3'-5'-RNA exonuclease activity; RNA binding. Gene Ontology annotation, cellular component: cytoplasmic exosome (RNase complex); nuclear exosome (RNase complex). NCBI's taxonomy places the organism in Eukaryota, Fungi, Ascomycota, Saccharomycetes, Phaffomycetales, Wickerhamomycetaceae. The record is from RefSeq and is a predicted model, not a curated record.
AUGACCACUCCUGCUAUCACAAAGAGAAAGCUCACGGACGGAUUGACCGUGACUUCCAAGGUUUUCGUCAGAUCAAGAAACGGUAAUGCUUCUAAAGUCGUUAGAGAACACUAUCUAAGAAAUGAUAUACCAUGUCUUUCUAAAUCAUGUUCAAAAUGUUUUGAAAUAUUGACACCAGAUGCUCAAGGUCAACUUCCAAAAUUUGUGCUUAGUGAAGAUCCAUUGAAUAUUAAAAAACUUGGUGGUGCUCAUUAUGUCAUUGUUGAUACAAAUAUUAUAUUACAAUCUAUUGAUUUAUUGGAAAAUAAUCAAAUCUUUUAUGAUGUUAUUAUACCACAAACUGUUUUAGAUGAAGUUAGAAAUAAGAGUUUCCCAAUAUAUUCAAGACUAAGAUCACUUUGUAAAAGUGAUGAAAAAAGAUUUAUUGUAUUCCAUAAUGACUUUAAUGAAGAAACUUUUGUCAAAAGAUUAGAUAAUGAAACUAUUAAUGAUAGAAAUGAUAGAGCCAUUAGAGAAUUGGCAAAAUGGUAUCAAAAACAUUUAGAUGGUAAAAUCAACAUUGUUUUAGUUACAAAUGACAGAUUAAAUAGAGAAGCUGCUUCAAAAGAUGGUAUAAUAUCGAAAUCAUUACUAGAAUACGUUGGUCUUUAUCCAAAUGGUGAAGAAUUGAAAGAUUUAAUACCAGAAGAAAAUACAUUCAAGACAAGAGAUUCCAAAAAUGGUACUACUGCUUAUUUCAAAGAUUACUAUCCAACUUCAAGAUUAAUGGGUGGAUUGAAAAAUGGUACUUUAUAUCAAGGUAAUAUUAACAUAUCGUCAUAUAAUUUCUUAGAAGGUGAAAUUUCAGUUGCAACUUUACCAAAACCAUUAUUAAUUCUCGGAAGUGAAAAUUUGAAUAGAUCUUUCAAUGGUGAUUCAGUUGUUGUGGAAAUUUUACCAAAAUCUCAAUGGAAAAAACCAUCAUCAAUGAUUGUUGAUGAAGAUCAAUUGAAUUCAAAUGAAGAUCCAGAAAAUGAUCAAUCUCAAUUAGAAAUAAAUGACAAAGAAAGAAGAUUAUUAACACAAGAUGCCAUCAAUACACAAUCAAGUACCACUGAUGAAUUACAACCAACUGGUAGAGUUGUUGGUAUUGUUAAAAGAUCAUGGAGAUCAUAUGUUGGUCAAAUUGUGGAAAACUCUGUUUCUAAACAAACUACAAAUUCUGCUAAAUCAUGUUUUGUUAAAUUAAUGGAUAGAUCAUUACCAAGAAUUAGAAUUAAAACAAGAAGAGCUCAAGAAUUAUUAGGUCAAAAAAUUGUUAUUGCAAUUGAUUCAUGGAAUAUUACAUCAAAAAAUCCAGAAGGUCAUUUUGUUAAAAGUCUUGGUGCCGCUGAUACUGUUGGUGCUGAAACUGAAGCAUUAUUAUUAGAACAUGAUGUUGAGUAUCGUCCAUUCAGUAAAAAUGUUUUGGAUUGUUUACCAAAAGAAGGUCAUGAUUGGAAAGUUCCAGAAGAUUUGACAGAUGAAACUGUAUUAAAAGCUGAUCCUUUAUUACCAAAGAGAAAAGAUUUUAGAGAUAAAUUAAUUUGUUCAAUUGAUCCACCUGGUUGUGUUGAUAUUGAUGAUGCCUUACAUGCUAAAAAAUUACCAAAUGGUAAUUGGGAAGUUGGUGUUCAUAUUGCAGAUGUUACACAUUUUGUUAAAGCAGGUUCUGCAUUAGAUGCUGAAGGUGCUUCAAGAGGUACUUCUGUGUAUCUUGUUGAUAAGAGAAUUGAUAUGUUACCAAUGUUAUUAGGUACAGAUUUAUGUUCAUUAAAACCUUAUGUUGAAAGAUUUGCAUUCAGUGUUAUCUGGGAAUUAGAUGAUGAUGCUAAUAUUAUUAAUGUUGAUUAUAAUAAAUCUAUUAUUAAAUCAAGAGAAGCAUUUUCUUAUGAACAAGCACAAUUAAGAAUUGAUGAUAAAUCAAAUCAAGAUGAAUUAACAGUUGGUAUGAGAGCAUUAUUACAUUUAUCUAAAAAAUUAAAACAACAAAGAUUAGAUGCUGGUGCUUUAAAUUUAGCAAGUCCUGAAGUUAAAGUUCAUAUGGAUAGUGAAACUUCAGAUCCUGGUGAAGUUGAAAUUAAAAAAUUAUUAGAAACAAAUUCUUUAGUUGAAGAAUUUAUGUUAUUAGCAAAUAUUAGUGUUGCAAGAAAAAUUUUUAAUGAAUUCCCACAAACUGCAAUGUUAAGACGUCAUGCUGCUCCACCUUCAACAAAUUUUGAAAAAUUAAAUGAUAUGUUAAGAAUUAAGAAAAAUAUGUCAGUUUCAUUAGAAUCUUCAAAAGCUUUAGCUGAUUCUCUUGAUAGAUGUAUUGAUCCAAAAGAUGAAUAUUUUAAUACUUUAGUUAGAAUCAUGUCAACACGUUGUAUGAUGGCUGCUGAAUAUUUUAGUUCAGGUUCAUAUGGAUAUCCAGAAUUUCGUCAUUAUGGGUUAGCUGUUGAUAUUUAUACACAUUUUACAUCACCAAUUCGUCGUUAUUGUGAUGUUGUUGCCCAUCGUCAAUUAGCCGCUGCUAUAAGUUAUGAACCUCUUGAUCUAACACAUAGAGAUAAGACCAAGAUGGAAUUAAUUUGUAAAAAUAUAAAUAAAAGACAUAGAAAUGCACAAUUUGCAGGAAGAGCAUCAAUUGAAUAUUAUGUUGGUCAAGUUAUGAAAAAUAAUGAAUCAACUGAAACUGGUUAUGUUAUUAGAGUUUUCAGUAAUGGUAUUGUUGUUUUAGUUCCUAAAUUUGGUGUUGAAAGUUUAAUUAAAUUAGAAGAUAUUACAUCACAUGUUAAUGAUGCUAUUUUCAAAGAAGAUGAAUAUUCAUUAGAUUUUAAAUUAGAUAAUGGUGAAAGAAGACUUGUUUCUGUAUUUGACAAGGUUAAAGUUGAUGUUAAAUCAGUUCUUGACUCUAGUAUAGGUAAAAGAAAAGCUCAAUUAGUUUUAGUUGAUUAA